GUGGGCGAUGGUUAUUAGGAAUGACUUUAUGCCAUAUGUUCACAACAGCGGAUAUAAUGCUCUGUACAUCAUCAAUUCUAAAUCUUUGUGCAAUUGCAUUGGAUCGUUACUGGGCUAUUCAUGAUCCAAUUAAUUAUGUUCAUAAAAGGACACUGAAAUUUGUUUGUCGAACAAUUGCUGUGGUUUGGUUAGCAAGUGCAUGCAUUAGUGUGCCACCAAUAAUUGGUUGGAAUGAUUGGUCAAGUGAAAGUUUAAAAACAUAUUGCGAAUUAACAACUGAAAAAGCAUUUGUUGUUUAUUCAGCUAGUGGCUCAUUUUUUGUGCCUCUUGCUGUGAUGGUUAUUGUUUAUGUUAAAAUAUUUCUUGCUGCACGACAUCGAAUUAGGAAAAAUUGGACUCGAAGUGCAUUAUCUGAGGGAAAUAAAUUUUUAUCCAAACGACCACAAGUAUGCAGUAAUAAUCUUCAAGCAUUCGAUAAUUCAGUUCUUGUUUCAAUUGAGAAUUUUAGUGAACUUCAUGAAAUGGAUCGAGCUUCAGCUGCUAUAUCACAACGUGCACAAAUUAUUGUAUCGAAGGAAAAACGUGCAGCAAAAACGAUCGCUGUUAUUAUUUCUGUAUUUUCAUUUUGCUGGCUUCCAUUCUUUUCCGCAUAUGUUAUAUUACCAUUUUGUAAUUCGUGCUAUAUACAUCCAAAGAUUAUGCAAGCAUUUGUAUGGCUCGGUUAUAUUAAUUCAUCGCUCAAUCCAUUUCUCUAUGGCAUAUUAAAUUUGGAAUUUCGUCGAGCAUUUGAAAAAAUUUUAUGUCCCAAAUUGUCAUUUUUCAAUCGUAGGAAUAGAAAUAUAUAA
Messenger RNA from Cercopithifilaria johnstoni, 845 nucleotides. The record is from the annotation of a GenBank genome assembly. Lineage: Eukaryota; Metazoa; Nematoda; Chromadorea; Rhabditida; Onchocercidae.